This is a messenger RNA of Brassica rapa (field mustard), 801 nucleotides long. Its product is annotated as high mobility group nucleosome-binding domain-containing protein 5. NCBI's taxonomy places the organism in Eukaryota, Viridiplantae, Streptophyta, Magnoliopsida, Brassicales, Brassicaceae. The record is from RefSeq and is a predicted model, not a curated record.
AUGGACGAUGGAUUUGCAUUGAGAGACGAAACAAUUCGUCUUCUAGCAGUAAGAGUGAAGGAGUUGGAACAAGACAAGAUUCAGAGAGAAAGUUGGCCAUUCCAGUUUGGUGAAGCUGAAACCGGAUAUGCUUCCGGAGGGAGAAGAAGAGAUAAGGAUGGUGAUGAAGAGGCUAAGAUGCAUGGUGAUAAGGAGGGUGAUGAAGAGACUGAGAUGAAUGGUGAUAAGGAGGGUGAUAAAGAGACUGAGAAGCAUGGUGAUAAGGAGGGUGAUGAAGAGGCUGAGAAGCAGUGUUUGGAUGAUUAUGAGGAGGCUGAGAAGGAUGGUGACAAACAGAUUGAGGCAGAGGCUGAGAAGGAUGGUGAUGAGGCAGAGGCUGAGAAAGAUGAAGAGAAACAGAUAGAGGCAGAGGCUGAGAAGGAUGGUGAUGAGGUAGAUGCUGAGAAAGAUGGUGAGAAACAGAUUGGGGCAGAGGCUGAGAAGUUGAUGCAAGAUACUGAAGAGAGAUUUGAUGAUGAUGGAGAUGAGCAAUCUACACUUCAAAUUAUGGCAGACACUGCAGAUAGAUUUGAGAAGGCUGCUGCGGAAAAAGCUGCUGCGGACAAGACCAAUGAGGUUGUAGAUGAUGAUGAUGCUUUGGAGAAGGAAGGUGAGGUUGGAGUUUAUGUUGCUUUAGAGGAGGCAGCUUCGGUUGGAGUUGAUGAUGCUUUAAAGGAGGCAGCUUCGGUUGGAGUUGAUGAGAUGCCAAAGAGGGUGUCCAAGCGUUCUCAUUUGUUGAGGUCUCCUUUUACGCCAAACUGA